Danaus chrysippus (African queen) is the source of this 675-nucleotide messenger RNA. The record is from the annotation of a GenBank genome assembly. NCBI's taxonomy places the organism in Eukaryota, Metazoa, Arthropoda, Insecta, Lepidoptera, Nymphalidae.
AUGAAUGAUAUCUAUUAUCCGGGCAAACAAUUGUCGCCAGAUGAAUCGAUGGUGCUAUGGCGUGGACGCUUACAGUUUAGGCAAUUUAUUAAAAAUAAGCGGUACAAAUACGGAAUCAAAUUGUACGUACUUGCAGAACCAGAGGGUACCGUACUAAAAUUUCAAAUCUAUGGUGGUGCAGGGGAUGAUACAUCCGGCAUAGGACAUACCCAAAAAAUUGUACUGAAGUUACCAGAAGACAAAUUGGCCUCAGGGCACAGCGUCUAUAUGGACAAUUACUACAAUUCAUAUGAUUUGGCUACAAAAUUAUUAGAUCGUCAAAGUUACUGCACUGGUACCUUAAAUAAAAAUCGAAAAGGUAAUCCGAUAGAUCUCGUUACGGUUACACUCCGUAAAGGAGAAAAUAAAUCAUUAUUUUUAAAUGGCGUACAUAUCGGCAAAUGGAGGGACAAGCGAUACGUACUGUACAUAUCAACAAAGCAUAACAACGAAAUGAUGGAAGUCACCGAUAAAAGAGGAAAUGUUAUUGUGAAGUCAGCAACAAUUAUACACUAUAAUAAAUUUAUGUCUGGUGUUGAUUUGCAGGAUCAAAUGGUUUCCUACUAUCCAUGCGAAAGGAAAACUAUGAAGUGGUGCAAAAAAGAUUUUUAUCCAUACACUACAGAUGAGUCUUAG